ACAUCCGGAGAAACAUGGAGGACACCACUGGCAGUAAUCCCCAAUCUCUCGGAUUUACAGAGAAAUUGAAGUCUUGGCUGUCUUGGUCAUGGACAUACGUGUGCUUCAUCUGGUUCGGCAUGGUGCUGAUUAUGAUAUACGUCCUGUGGAGUCCGCUGAAACUGCAGGAAACUCUUACCUCAGCCUCAGUGUUUUUGAACACACUGACACCCAAGUUCUAUGUGGCUCUCACUGGAACCUCCUCCCUCAUCUCUGGACUCAUCCUUAUAUUUGAAUGGUGGUAUUUUCGGAAAUACGGGACCUCGUUCAUUGAACAAGUGUCGGUGAGCCACCUGCGUCCUCUACUGGGUGGAGUAGAGAGCAGCUCCACCGCUGGUCUGUUCUCAUCAGUUAAUGGAGAGGCAGAGCCCAGACCCAGUGUCUCAGAAUGUAAGGUCUGGAGGAACCCUUUGAAUCUUUUCAGAGGAGCAGAAUAUAACAGGUACACCUGGGUGACUGGGAAGGAACCCCUGACGUACUAUGAUAUGAACCUGUCUGCUCAAGAUCAUCAAACCUUCUUCACAGGAGACACUCAACAGUUAAGGCCAGAGGAUGCUGUGAUGCAAAAGGCCUGGAGAGAAAGAAAUCCUCAAGCCCGGAUCAGAGCAGCUUACCAGGCCAUAGAAAUGAACCACGAAUGUGCAGCAGCUUAUGUUCUUCUAGCAGAAGAAGAAGCAACAACUAUCACAGAAGCUGAACGUCUCUUCAAAAAAGCAUUAAGUAUUGCUGGGAAAGAUAUAAACUUACUGGUGUACAUUAAACGCAGACUGGCAAUGUGUGCACGCAAGCUGGGGCGCAUCAAAGAAGCAGUAAAAAUGAUGAGAGAUUUAAUGAAGGAGUUCCCUCUAUUGGGAAUGUUAAAUAUACAUGAAAACCUCCUGGAGGCACUUCUGGAGCUUCAGGCAUAUGCUGAUGUCCAAGCAGUCCUUGCAAAAUAUGAUGACAUCAGCUUGCCAAAAUCAGCCACUAUAUGUUAUACAUCUGCACUGUUGAAAGCACGGGCUGUUUCAGAUAAGUUCUCUCCAGAAGCGGCGUCCAGGCGAGGGUUAAGCACAGCAGAAAUGAAUGCAGUGGAGGCCAUACACAGAGCCGUGGAGUUCAAUCCACAUGUGCCAAAGUACUUAUUAGAGAUGAAGAGCUUGAUCCUGCCUCCAGAGCACAUUUUGAAGAGGGGUGACAGCGAGGCAGUGGCAUACGCUUUCUUCCACCUGCAGCACUGGAAGAGAGCAGAAGGAGCCUUAAACCUGCUACACUGCACCUGGGAAGGCACCUUCCGAAUAAUUCCCUACCCACUGGAGAAGGGUCACCUGUUUUAUCCCUACCCAGGAUGCACAGAAACAGCAGAUAGGGAACUACUUCCCUCUUUCCAUGAGGUGUCUGUGUACCCAAAGAAAGAGCUUCCCUUCUUCAUCCUCUUCACAGCAGGCCUUUGCUCUUUCACUGCCAUGCUGGCCAUGCUCACACAUCAGUUCCCUGAGCUCAUGGGUGUCUUUGCCAAAGCAUUCUUCAGCACACUCUUUGCACCCCUGGGUUUCUUUGCAGACAAGAUGGAAAGCUUCAUGCCGUCCAGUUUUUGGCACCAGCUGACUCGGAUCUGACCCCAUCUCAUGUGCACACACUGAGACACAAACACACGCACACACAAUGCACACACACACACACACACACACACACACACACACACACACACACGCACGCACGCACGCACGCACACGCACACAUCAGUACCACUCCAAACUCUCGGACAAAAAGUGUUUGCUCUCCUGUCUUCAGCAUUACUGUCCACUUGCUGCAUUGUUACUGAUUAUGUUGGCUGAGGUUGUAUCAACACAGCAAUACCACUCCUAAGAUGCUCUCCCACACUGUUCCAACAGACAGUUUUUCCAAGAACACAUUUGGCGAAUACCAAUGCAACAAUUUCACAGGGUCACUCACUUGUCGUGAUUGUAACUUGGGGGAAAUCCUACAUUUUUCAACAUCCCACAAAGCCUGGCCGGCUCUAAAUUUGGACAGUUUUUUCACAAUAACGAAUUAAACCAUGAAACCUACAUGAUUUUAUCUUCUCCUGUCUAGACAGAUGAGUUUGUUUCUACCAGUGUGUGAAAAACAACAAGAAACAAAUGUGUACGUGAAGGAUUUCUCUAGCAGAAUAUCUAUUUAUGGAUACAACUUAUCACAGUCUUUUGUCAGUAUAAUUAUUUAUGUUUAUCAAAAAGAUUCCAUAUGGCAUUUGAGAUGGGAACCUGUGUGUCCUAUAUCAACCUGCAGUGCCUCACAGACAUCCAGCGGGGCAGAUCUAAAAGUCUGAGAGACCUCCUAAAAACAGCUGUGAUUUACAGCCUUGGAGUGGCUGCAGUGUAUACAUCACCUCUGCAGUUCAACAGUUGUUUCCAAGGCAGGACACCUCGGCACUAUAUCACUGGGGCAACCGGCGCCCCUCACAACAUCAAAAUGUAAAUGGGAUCAUCACUGGUCACAGUUAGGCCUCUCAUGGCAUCACUCAUUUCUGAUGAUUACACUGCACAUUCUAUAAGUUCACCGUUUUGGUCAUCUGCUAAGAAAAAAUUCAAGAGGCACCGUCUGCAGCAGUCAUAUUGAGAAUCAUACAGCGUAGUCGAUGUAACAAAUAUCUGGAAUACACAUGAUUACAGUCAUGUUAAAUGUGCUGUAUUAGAAUUGUUUAAAAGUUCACUGGUGUGCAUUGACCCUUCUAGUUCUCAUAAUGCACUGACAAUUGAAUUAAAUUGCUGAUAUGCAUAGGAGCAUUUAAAGCUGUAAUCAGCAAUUACAGACACAUUGUACUAAAUAAUUUUGCCCCUAAAAAUACACAUUAGAUAAUUCUGCAAAAAUAAUCCUGCCAUAUGAUGUAACAACUGACUGAUCUCAUAACAGCCUUUCAGAAACAAAUGCGUGUGGUUUGCUUUGUAAUGAAACCUGUUAAUGUAGUAUUUAUAUAUAUUAUUCUACACCACAAAUACAGUGAAACUGCAAAGAAUGUAACAAAGUUAAAUGUUGAAAAUACAUCAGUAAUGUAUUGUACAGUAAUAUCGUGAUGACCCAUCAUCCCAGCUAUUUAUUGCAUGGACAGGUUUUGGAACAUUUGAAACCAUUUGACAUGAGCAUGUUAUAUUAUGACGGACAGUUAUUACACUAUCAGUGGCUACAGCAGCUCAUACUUCUGACAUCAUACUGACGCCUCUCCACAUCAUAUGUGAUUACAGAGAUAAUGGGAUAAUAACAAAGUGCCUUUUUUAGUGCAUCCAACUACUAAACGACCAGUAGCUGAACACCAAUUUGGCAUUUACUGCAACUACAAUAUUGAUGUAACCAAAUUAUUCAUUUCCCAGUGAUUAAAUUUACGGAAACAAACAAGCUGUUUAUUAUGGAGUACAUAAACGUAUGCUAUUUUAAUGUGUUUCAAUUUCAGAUUAUAUCGGUAAUAAUUCUGGUCUGAACUACAAGGAUUCUGCUUUGAAUUUCACAUUCUGGUCAGUGGCAUUUGUCUGUUUAAAUUCACAUAAAAUAUCUGUACCAAGCAGCUGAGUUUUAAGUAUAUUCUGAAGACAGGAGAACGUGUGAACAAUUGUAACUACCCUUGGAUGAGUUUGAAAGCGAAACUUACAAUAAAAUACUCAUUCAGUGCA
Messenger RNA from Amphiprion ocellaris (clown anemonefish), 3683 nucleotides. It is a transcript of the gene st7l, whose product is annotated as suppression of tumorigenicity 7 like. The transcript is spliced from 15 exons. Gene Ontology annotation, molecular function: protein binding. The record is from RefSeq and is a predicted model, not a curated record. Bases 15 to 1637 code for a protein of 540 amino acids. NCBI's taxonomy places the organism in Eukaryota, Metazoa, Chordata, Actinopteri, Pomacentridae.